Aureobasidium melanogenum CBS 110374 is the source of this 549-nucleotide messenger RNA. RefSeq lists its product as uncharacterized. The annotation marks the transcript as partial. The record is from RefSeq and is a predicted model, not a curated record. NCBI's taxonomy places the organism in Eukaryota, Fungi, Ascomycota, Dothideomycetes, Dothideales, Saccotheciaceae. The transcript has a single exon.
AACUUUGUAAUAUCCAGAUCAGACGGACCGGUUAAGCCUGACCAUAUCUGGAACACUGCACUAGAUGCUUGUGGUCUGGUGACCCCAAACUUUGGAUAUCUUUCCACUCAAUCUACGCAUGGAGAUAUACGUGACCUUGCUCCUGCCUCCAGGACCAACCAUUUCGGACCUCCGUCGGGUCUGGCUAAGCAAUCAGUUGAACGUAUAUCAAACCUCGAUCGCGAUGCCAGGAAUGAGUAUUUGCGAGAAGCUCGUCGACAUGGUCUGUCCUACAAGGACACCAAACAUCACGGUGACUCUACUGAAGCCGAGUCCACUCUGCGUGGCCGUCAUCGCAUUCUGUCCAAGCCUAAGGAGAUGCGUGUCAGAAACCCGCGAUGGAAUUACCCGCGACUGGGAACUUACCAGAGACAACAUCAGGAAAUCCCAGAGUUGCCUUUUAUCCAGAUAAUGCAUACUUCUGCCUUUACAUAUACUGCCGCCCGCGGUGCCGCUCAAGUCGUCCUAAGUCUCGAAAAGCAAAGCAGAAAGAUCUGGCCCAGCGUCUGA